GUGGUAAUACACAAUCUAUACCAAGCGGAUCUCAAAUAACGGAUUACCCAAAAUCUCAAGCCAGUGGAAAUGGCCAUCCUCAAAGUACACAAUAUUCUCGAUAUGUACCUACAAGUAGAUAUUCUCAAUCUGUACUCAGUGGAUAUAUGCAAUCUCAGACUAGUGGAAAUAAUCCAACAUCACAAAAUCUUGCAUUUACUCCAGGAAAUAAUAGUGGAUAUUCAAAAAUUCCUACCAGUGGAUAUACUGAAUCCAAACCCUCUGGAUAUAAUCAGUCACAGCCAUCUGGGGGACAAAAACAAUAUCCACAAUCCCCAAAAGAAUACACAACUUCACCCAGUGGAUAUUUUACUUCGCCCAGUGGAUAUACAACUUCCAGUAGUUAUGACCAAAAACCAAGUGGAUAUACCCAACAGUAUAAAACAUAUACCCCUGAACUUGCUGGAUAUGCCCCAAAAACCAGCACUCCCCUAGGAAAUGAUACAUAUGAUAGCCCUCCCAGUGGAGAUAGUAGUCCCAAUGAACCUCAGAGGUCAGACGCAAGACAACAAUAUAGCCAUCUAAAUCGGGAACAUUUUGAGAUCAUGCAACGUAGGGCCUCAAUAAAUCCAGACACAACUUCAUUAGAUACAGUUUCAAUUGAUAGCAGUGAUCAAUGGGAGAGUUCACAGCAGAGUUCAUUGCAUAAUAGUUAUACAAACCCUCACCAGGGGGCAGUUUAUAGAAAUGAGCUGCAGGGAGCUGUACAAAAUGGAAGUUCAGUUGGAAAUGAACAAUUUGGUAAAACAGAUGGAGUUUUCUCAGCAAAACCUGUGAACAGUUCCUAUGAUGUAGCAUAUAAUUCCUAUUCUUUUGAUAGUAACCAACAUUUGCCAAAUGUUACAAAUAAUUAUGAAAGGACAUCUCAUGAUAGCACUGACCAAUCAAAUGCUCCUAAGAUGGGAUCUCUGGUUCAAAACACUAUGCAACACCCACCAAGCUAUCUUGAAGCUCAAACUCGGAACUCAAAUAAAAGUAGUCCCAGGGGUUCAGGGAUACGUAUAGAGCUGAGAAACAAUAAAAAUAAUCCCUAUGCAAAGCAAAUUCUUACUACAGGGAACUCACCAAGACCAGUGAAAUCACAGAACAUUGAAAUGGCAGAGACACAUAGUCCAAUAUUAAAGCUAAAAGCAGCCAAGCCAAAUGGUCCACUGCGUGUUCUUUACAUGGAUUCCAAUAAGAACCUCUCACGGG
This is a messenger RNA of Owenia fusiformis, 1233 nucleotides long. NCBI's taxonomy places the organism in Eukaryota, Metazoa, Annelida, Polychaeta, Sabellida, Oweniidae. The record is from the annotation of a GenBank genome assembly.